Molecule: messenger RNA, 658 nt
Organism: Drosophila takahashii
Lineage: Eukaryota; Metazoa; Arthropoda; Insecta; Diptera; Drosophilidae
Gene: Vha16-1
Product: Vacuolar H[+] ATPase 16kD subunit 1
Biological process (GO): proton transmembrane transport
Cellular component (GO): membrane; proton-transporting V-type ATPase, V0 domain
Molecular function (GO): proton-transporting ATPase activity, rotational mechanism
Source: RefSeq, a predicted model, not a curated record
UAUAAAAGCAAAGCAGAAUAACUCGUUGGUGUUCAGUAUCCGAUCCGCGCUUUUAAGCAGCAGCCAGCAAGUAACCCGAAGAGGCCAGCCACAGAGCAGCGAAUUGCUUUUAAUUAGAUUUCUAAUCACCCUAAAAAACACAACAAACAAAGCAAAAUGUCUUCUGAAGUGAGCAGCGACAACCCAAUCUAUGGCCCCUUCUUCGGAGUUAUGGGCGCCGCCUCCGCCAUCAUCUUCUCGGCUCUGGGCGCUGCUUAUGGCACUGCUAAGUCUGGUACCGGUAUUGCUGCCAUGUCAGUGAUGCGUCCUGAACUGAUCAUGAAAUCCAUCAUUCCUGUGGUCAUGGCGGGUAUCAUUGCCAUUUACGGUCUGGUGGUGGCUGUGCUCAUUGCCGGCGCGCUGGAAGAACCCUCAAAGUACUCACUCUACAGGGGCUUCAUUCACCUGGGAGCCGGUUUGGCGGUGGGCUUCUCUGGCCUGGCAGCCGGUUUUGCGAUCGGCAUCGUGGGAGACGCCGGUGUCCGUGGCACAGCACAGCAGCCCAGACUGUUCGUCGGCAUGAUCCUGAUUCUCAUCUUCGCCGAAGUGUUGGGUCUCUACGGCUUGAUUGUGGCCAUUUACCUGUACACGAAAUAAAUCAAUCAAUGCAAACACACAA